CUCUAUGUACAUAUUUUUAAUUUAAAAAUGCUUCGUUAGAAUAAAUACUAAGCAAUUUGAUUUGAUUUUACCGGCAGUGCCCAAAAAUAAAUAUGAUGUAAUUCUAUGUAAUUUCUAGAAUAGAAAUAGAUGGCAGUAUUAAACGGGUAGGCUUGAGAGAGAGAGAGAAAACAUCACGUCGCAAUAAUUCGUGAUCAGCACGUGUGAAUGUACGUUAUGAAUAAGUUGUUGUAAAAUAAGAGGAAAAUGUAUUUAGAUCCGGAGCUGCCGAGUCCUUUUGAGAUCAUAGUGGGAACGUACGAGCAAUAUCUGCUCGGAUACAAGGUCCAUAACAUCGUAAAUGAAUAUAACAUUGAAAAGAGUUUUGCAACUCACAGCCAUGUUGCAAGCAUACGCAGUGUUUCCAGUAAUAAAUACUACCUAGCUUCUGCUGGUGCUGAUGAAACAGUAUGUUUGUAUGACAUGCGUUCUAGGAGAGAAUCUAUUAAAUUAAUGCAUCAUAAAGAUACUAUUAAUUGCGUAGCAUUUACUCCAGAUGGGUCCCACUUAUUUACAUGCAGUAGCGAUGGAAGUAUAAGUGCUAUUCGUUGUGGUAAUUGGCAACUGGAUAAACACUGGCUAACAGCGCAUAAAGGUUCUGCCGUCAAUAUUUUUGCUAUUCAUCCAACAGGAAAGCUAGCGUUAUCUACUGGAGAAGAUGGUGUGCUUAGAACGUGGAAUCUGGUCAAAGGUAGACAAGCUUAUGCUACUAACUUAGUACCGAAAUUGAAAUCUGAUGCCAAGUGGAUAACAAUCAUUAAGUGGAGUCCGAGUGGUGAACAAUAUCUAUUAGCUAUUAAUAGUAAUAUAUAUGUAUACUCUGUAGAAUCAGCUAGCAUAGAUAGGGAACUUACAUUUGAUUCAAAGGUUAUUUGCGUAGAAUUCUUAAAAGAUACUUUAAUCGCGAUUGGUUUUGAGAAUGGCGAAAUCAAAUUCUGUGAUCUCAGAACUUCGGUGCAUACAGUGAAUACAAAGGCGCAUAGUAUGAGAGUAAAAUGUAUCGCACAUAUGAAUGACUUAUUAGUAAGUGCUUCCAGUUCUGGAGAGAUCAAACUUUGGAAAUAUAACAAGCAUAAUUUGGAUAUGUUGCAAACUGUUAAUUGUGGUGCUAGAAUUACUUGUCUUUGUCUGACACAAACCUAUAAAGAUUUAAUACAACAAGAAGAAGUUAAAUUAGAUGAAGACAAGGAAGUAAAAGGGAAGAACAAGUUCAGAUUGAAACAGGAAGUUAUUAUUGAAAAUGAAGGCGAUUGGGAAGUCACAGACGUUUCAAAUCCUAAAAAAGGAACGUUAAAAAUAAAACAUAAAAGAAAGAGAACUACAGAAGAUAAUGUUCAGAGUUUAAAAAAGAAAAUUCCAGAAUUGAAAGAAACUAUUGCUUUAAAAAGGAAGAAGAAUAUAUUGUCGCAGACAGAAGAUUCUGUUAAUGAUAAACCAACAAAGAAGCAAAAGUUAUUAAAAGCAAACUCUUCCAAAAACGAAAAGAAACGGAAAGAGAACAGUGCUGCAUCGCAAGUCACUUUGCCAAUAAAAAAAAUGAAAAAAAUGGAUAAACUCGAUGAACCAUCUCUCUCUCGCAAAAAGCACAAAGUAAAAUUACCAAUAACAGAUAUCGAAGAUGUUUCACCUAGGAAGAUAAAGAAAAAAGUGAAUGCGGAAAAAGAAGUCGUACUAAAAAGGAAAAAAAAGAAGAUAACACAAUAAAAUAGGAGGAAGAAGUCUCUUUAUAAAAGUUAUUAUUCUCUACCGUGUGAUAUUUACAUGAUAAGCUUAAGGCUAAGAAUAGCGCCUAAGAGUAUAUAAUAAAUUACUCGCUAGUUCCUAUAAUUGUAAAUCAGUCUAUUUACAAUUUCUUAAAAUUAUCACUGCACCAACAACUGUUCUUCUUUCACGAUGUAUAUUCAGCUUGAAUGAAAUAACAGUUUCUGGCA
Molecule: messenger RNA, 1970 nt
Organism: Camponotus floridanus (Florida carpenter ant)
Lineage: Eukaryota; Metazoa; Arthropoda; Insecta; Hymenoptera; Formicidae
Product: p21-activated protein kinase-interacting protein 1-like
Exons: 3
Coding region: 247-1743 (498 amino acids)
Molecular function (GO): protein binding
Source: RefSeq, a predicted model, not a curated record